Molecule: messenger RNA, 4376 nt
Organism: Brienomyrus brachyistius
Lineage: Eukaryota; Metazoa; Chordata; Actinopteri; Osteoglossiformes; Mormyridae
Gene: nckap1l
Product: NCK associated protein 1 like
Exons: 31
Coding region: 120-3491 (1123 amino acids)
Biological process (GO): cell migration; cortical actin cytoskeleton organization; cell projection assembly
Cellular component (GO): SCAR complex
Source: RefSeq, a predicted model, not a curated record
GAAAAAAAAAAAAAACUAAAUUGGGUGGGACCAGGCUGUGUUUGUCCGGGCCUGAUCGGGGAGCAGGAGUGCGGCCAUAAGUGGAAAGCGAAGUGGAGAAGUGGAGAUAAUCAGCUGUCAUGGCCUACCAGCACAAACUGGCGGAGAAGCUGACCAUCCUCAAUGAGCGGGGCAGGGGGGUCCUCAUCCGGAUGAAACACAUCAAGACGAUUUGCACAGACCCCCAGCUCAGGCCCAGCUUCCUGUCAGAAAAGCCCAUGGAGUCGGCCAUCAAAUACAUUAACAAGAAAUUCCCCAACCUUGACCCUAGGGGGAACGUUCAAAAUCUGUCCAUCAUCCAAAAGCAAAAAACAGAUAUCCUCAUGCAUCUGACUAGCUACUAUCACUCCUUCAUUGACGUGAUGGAGUUCCGGGAUCAUGUCUAUGAACUCCUGAACACCAUAGAUGCUUGUCAGUGCUUUUUCAACAUCACAGUGAAUUUUGGCUUCACCAAGAACUAUCUGGACCUGAUUGCGACGUACGCUUCUGUCAUUCUGAUGCUCUCGCGCAUCGAUGAAAAGAAGGUGCUCAUCGGCAUGUAUAACUGUGCACACGAGAUGUCAAAUGGCACCAGUGACCCCUCGUAUCCGAGGCUGGGCCAGAUGAUCCUGGAGUACGACCAUCCCUGGAAGAAGCUGAUGGAAGAGUUUGGGCCGCACACCAAGGCGGUGACGGAGGCUGUGCUCUCGCUGCAGUUGGUGUAUCCCCGCAGGAACCUAGCGGCUGAUCAGUGGCGCAUGGCUCAGCUCCUCAGCCUCCUGAGUGUGCCGGCCAACAUGCUCACGCCAGUGAGCUGUGACACAAUACCUUGUGAGUACUUGUCCAUGGAGACGAUGGAGCGCUGGAUCAUUAUGGGAUUCCUGCUCUGUCACAGCAGCUUGAGCACCAACCAGAGCUCCCAGGAACUGUGGAAGAUGGCGCUGCGUAGUGGCCUGUACAUCACGCUCAUCAGGGACGAGAUGCUCAACAUCCACAAGGUCACGGAGGAGAUUUUCGACGGCAUCAAAGGAUACAACAAACGUAUUGCUGACAUCAAGGAAUGCCGGGAGUAUGCUAUAACCAACUGUGGAGCCUUUCACAAGGAGAAGAGGCAUUUCUUGCGAACUGCAAUAAAGGAGCUGACCAAAGUCCUGGAGGAUGAGCCUGGCCUGCUGGGCCCCAAAGCCCUGUAUGUCUUUAUGGCGUUGGCGUUCUCGCGGGACGAAGUGCUCUGGCUUAUGCGGCACUCGGAGAAUAUCCCCAAGACCAAAACUCCUGAGGACUACGUGGACCCCCAGUUGGCAGAACUGCUGUUCUAUAUGGAAAGACUGAAGACUCUCCUGAUCCAGCACAACACCGUUCUGCAGCGUUACCACCUCCUGUACCUGGCACAGUUCGAUGCGCUGGUACUGAAUGACACGAUACAGAAUAUGAACGUCUGUCCGGAAGAGGAGUCCAUCCUGAUGACGUCGUUUGUCUCGUCUCUGUCCGCACUAUCAGUCAAACAAGUGGAAAACGGUGAAGAGUUUGACUUGAGAGCCCUCAGGCUGGAUUGGUUAAGGCUCCAGGCAUAUACCAGUGUGGCCAAGGCGCCACUGCAACUUAAAGACUUCCCAGACUUGGCCAAGAUCAUGAAUAUGAUUGAGUUCCACACAAAGAUGAUGGACGGCAUUGAGACACUCCUCCGGGAAACCUCAGACCUCUCCUUACUCUGUUUCUACUCACAGGUUUAUGAGAAGAUGUUCGCUCAGGGUUGCGAAAAAGUAUCAAUGCAGCGAUACCUCAUCGCCUUUCCUGUAGUCUGCUCCCACUUCAGCCAGUGUACUCACCAGAUGUGUCCAGAAGAGGUGGUCGUCUUAGAGAGGAAGAGCCUGAACUUGUGCGCAGGGUUUCUGGAGAAAAUCGCCAACCUGGCGGGCAACGUUAUCCUGGAGAUCUGCGCGGAGCAGUGCAACCUGGAUGACCAGCUGUUGCCGAAGCACUGCGCUCACACCAUCAGCAUGGCCCGCAACAAGAAGCAGAAGAAGCAGGCGCCCAAGAAGGCGGAGGUGCAGAGGGAGAAGCCAGGCAUGGAGAGCCUGCGGAAGGACCGCGCCAUCACCACCAACAUGGACAAGCUCCACGUGGCUCUCACCGAGUUGUGCUCCACCUUCGGCUACUGGAACCACUUCACCGUAUGGGGCCACGUGAUCAUCCCCGCCGAGUUCCUCAUCUCCCAGCUCGAGAUACGCCUCUCCAAGAUCAUUGUGCGAAUGGCCAAUUACAACAAGGCCACCCAGGAGAUCGCCCGACCUUCUGAUCUGCUGGCGGGCGUCAAAGCUUACACCAGCAGCCUGUACGUCGUGUCUAAGUACAUGAACAUCGACAUCACCCGGCUGGUCAAGAACGUUCUGCUGCAGCAGACCCAGCCUCUGGACAGCCAUGGAGAGCAGACCAUUACCACCCUCUACACCAGCUGGUAUCUCGAAGGUCUUCUCCGGCAAGCCAGCAGUGCAGUGAUUGUGCACUGCCCCUUCAUGCACUGCUUCGUCAGCCAGCCCAACGAGAACGAGGCCAGCUUCAAAGCGGAGGAGUACUCCGACGUCUCUGAGCUACAGGCCCUAGCAGGACUGAUCGGUCCGUAUGGGUUGAAAUUCAUGACCGAGAACCUAAUGUGGCACAUUACCUCGCAGGUCGCCGAGCUGAAGAAGCUGGCAACUGAGAACAUGGACAUUUUAGUGCAGAUGAGAGCAAACUUCGACAAGCCCGAGGUAAUGGUCAACCUCCAGGACAAACUAAAAGCGUCUGAGAAUGUUCUGAAGCGAAUGACCAUCAUUGGCGUAAUCCUGUCCUUCAGGACUAUGACGCAGGCAACCCUUGGAGAUGUCUUGCAUAAGCACUGUCCUUACCUCAUGGGACCAAUUGAAUGUCUUCGGGAUCUAAUCUCCCCGGACACUGACAUUAAGGUGACCCUUAGCGUGUUCGAGCUGGCCUCAUCGGCAGGACUAGCAUGUGACAUCGACCCUGCCCUCGUCACGGCCAUCGCCAGCAUGCGUGCAGAUGGCUCGUCUGUGGAUGAGGAAUACAAGCUCAGCUGCCUGCUUCUGGUGUACCUUGCCGUCUCUCUGCCCACGCUGGCUCUGGAUGCCAACUCUUACUACAGCCGUGAUUGUGGGGGGCACCAUAACAACAUCCACUGUCUUGCCACUGCCAUAAACCAGUUGUCAGCGGCCAUGUUUACCGUCCUGAACAAGAACAUUGAGCAGCAUCUGAAAGAAUUCCUCCUGGUGGCGUCGUCCACGUUGUUGCAGCUGGGCCAGAACGUGGAGAAAGUUGAGAGCAAAAACAGAGACGCUAUAUACCUACUUCUCCACAUGAUCGUGGAGGAGUCGCCCUUCCUGAGCCAGGACAUGCUAGAGAGCUGCUUCCCGUAUGUCCUGAUGCGUAACGCCUACAGGGAGGUCUACAAAGCCUCUCUCCUCACACUGGGCUGACCGCCUACAGGGAGGUCUACAAAGCCUCUCUCCUCACACUGGGCUGACCCACGGUGUUCCCCGACUUAAACCGGUCACCGAUUACAGGUUGUGUUUUAUGUGCAUUAAAAGCUACUUGACAUUUGACUUGAAAUGGCUUCUGAUGAAUAUAAUCUCUGCAAGAAAAAUUCAGUGGAAGUGGUUCUGACCAGUUUGUGUCUGUGAAAAUAUCCUAUUAUCUCUGCAAAUGCCUUUCAGCAAAACUCAGUUUGGAAUUUGUGUAGCACUUUUAGAAUGAUGAUGAACGUCUGACAUUUGAAAAUCCAAAACUUUCCCCAGAUCAACACUGUGUGUAUGUCUAUAUUAUUUUUCAAAUUGCUGGGGGAGGGGGUGGGUUAAUAAGUGGCUUACGGAUAUGGAGGGGUGAAGGUAAAAAAAAAAAGAUCUGUUAUAAAACAACACUUACCUCCCAGGUCUUCUGUGAAGGUACUACUCUUCAGCUCAAUAGGGCCAUCCUCUCUUGACCCCCCCCCCCAGCCCCCCCCAGGCCGUUCAGCAGUGUUGGCACGCUGGGGAGGCUCAUGGCGGCCAGACUCUCAGUGGGCCAAGCGUGUGACGUCCUCAUUACACCGGGGCCCCCGGCACCAGAGGAAACUAUGUGCCUUGGUGCGUGUUAGCGGCCUGAAAUAGCAACUCACCCCCACCCCCUGGCAUAACCCCACCCCCCUAGGGGGCGGUAACUAAGUGCUGUGAUGCAUGAUAAACCCAGGCCAGUGGGGCAUCGGCAAACCAGAGAAUCGCGUCUGCAACUGGCUUUUUGUCCACAGCAGUAUUCCUUUGACGCUUGCAUCUUGUGAUGUGCAUGUUUCCAUCUGAGUGCCAAUAAAAAUGUGUAGCAAAAAUAUA